AUGUCAUCGCCCAACCUCUUCAAAGUCUGCCGCCAUGUCUCUCCCGAUUGUCCCGUUGAAAGCUCAAUCUAUGGCUACUACCCAAGUUUGGGUGGCAACGCAUUCUUCCUGGCUUGGUUUGCAGCCAUGCUGGUUGUCAACACCCUUCUCGGUAUCAAAUUCAAACGCUGGGCGUAUAUGACGGCAGUAUCCUUGGGUUGCAUCUCCGAGGUCAUCGGCUACGCCGGCCGGGUCAUCCUUCACAAGAAUCCGUACAGCAAGGCGGGAUUCGACAUGCAAAUUGUUUGUCUGGUCAUUGCCCCUGCCUUCUUUGCAGCGGGCAUCUACUUGAUGCUCAAGCACUUGACGUUGUUCUUCGGACCAUCCGACUCGCCCAUCAACCCACGGCUCUACACCUGGAUUUUCAUCAGCUGCGACGUCGUAUCGCUCAUACUCCAGGGAGCUGGAGGGGGCAUCUCAGCCACAGCAGACUCCUAUGCGACGCAACGCAGCGGAAACAACGUCGCUCUUGCCGGCAUCGUCUUUCAGGUCUUUACUCUCCUGGUCUUUGCUGGCAUGGCGGGACUAUACUGUUAUCGACGCCAGCAACGGCUGAAAGGGCAUUCGAAACAUGAGGAAGAUGCUGAUGCGCCCGAAACGACUCGCAACGUCCAGGUCUAUAUCUUCAGUCUGAUAUUUGCGUACCUCUGCAUUCUGACGAGGUGUAGUUAUCGAAUCGCCGAAAUGGCAGGUGGCUGGCGCAAUCCGAUCAUGCUGAGUGAGACUUACUUCAUGGUGUGUGACGGUGCGAUGAUCGCUUUGUCAACCGCAACAAUGAUCUUUUGCCAUCCAGGACUGUACUUCGCCUAG
Messenger RNA from Cyphellophora attinorum, 849 nucleotides. RefSeq names its product Sphingoid long-chain base transporter RSB1. NCBI's taxonomy places the organism in Eukaryota, Fungi, Ascomycota, Eurotiomycetes, Chaetothyriales, Cyphellophoraceae. The transcript has a single exon. Gene Ontology annotation, cellular component: plasma membrane; fungal-type vacuole. The record is from RefSeq and is a predicted model, not a curated record. Bases 1 to 849 code for a protein of 282 amino acids.